Molecule: messenger RNA, 2608 nt
Organism: Mycetomoellerius zeteki
Lineage: Eukaryota; Metazoa; Arthropoda; Insecta; Hymenoptera; Formicidae
Gene: cpb
Product: F-actin-capping protein subunit beta
Exons: 5
Coding region: 477-1283 (268 amino acids)
Biological process (GO): cell morphogenesis; negative regulation of filopodium assembly; regulation of lamellipodium assembly
Cellular component (GO): cytoplasm; F-actin capping protein complex
Molecular function (GO): actin filament binding
Source: RefSeq, a predicted model, not a curated record
UUCUCGCACCGUCCAAAAUUUCUCAUGUGCGCCACCAGCCAAUCCGUUCUCGCGACAGCGUCGGCUUUAAAGCCCAUUAAAGCCUGCAAAACGUUUAAUUUGGCUACCCUGCAACGCGAACAGUUAACCUCGCUCCUUUCGUAGGCCAGCGGCCAGCGACGAGCGCGACAAACCAAUCGCUGCUCGCACCACGACACACCCUUUCAAUGCUCGUCUCGUUUAUUUUUGAGACAAUCCUAGCGAGGUAGUGGCUAAUAAAAAAUACGUUUUACGUUUAUCUCAUUGUCGACAUCGGCCAAUAAGAUUUUGAUGUUCGUCGGCCUAUAACCAAUUUAAAUUGCGACAGUAUGGAAUUGUCCACACACUGAAAAAGUAGUCUCGUCCUCUCUGUCGUCGAAGACGUCCUCCACUCGCGCUCAGAAUCGUACUUUUUGAAAGAAAAAUAGAAGACGAUUAACAGCGUUACAGAGCAGCAAAUGGACUGUGCGUUAGACCUGAUGCGGAGAUUACCUCCGCAACAAAUUGAAAAAAACCUCAGCGACCUGAUCGACUUGGUUCCUUCGCUAUGCGAGGAUCUACUGUCCUCCGUAGAUCAACCGUUAAAGAUUGCCAAGGAUAAGGAGUCUGGCAAGGACUAUCUAUUGUGCGACUACAAUAGAGAUGGAGAUUCAUACAGAUCUCCUUGGAGCAAUACCUACGAUCCACCACUAGAGGAUGGCUCAAUGCCUUCUGAGCGAUUGAGGAAACUGGAAAUAGAUGCCAACCAUGCCUUUGAUCAAUAUCGAGAGCUGUAUUUCGAAGGUGGGGUCUCGUCGGUAUACUUGUGGGACUUGGAUCAUGGUUUUGCAGCGGUAAUUCUCAUCAAGAAGGCGGGCGAUGGUUCUAAAAAGAUCAAAGGAUGUUGGGACUCGAUACAUGUAGUGGAGGUACAAGAGAAAUCGACUGGUCGUACUGCGCACUAUAAACUCACAUCAACAGCCAUGCUGUGGCUGCAGACCAACAAGCAUGGCUCUGGUACAAUGAAUUUGGGUGGUAGUUUGACGCGUCAGGUAGAACAAGACGCUCAGAUCAGCGAAACAUCUCCUCAUAUCGCGAACAUCGGCAGAAUGGUGGAAGACAUGGAGAAUAAAAUUCGUAAUACGUUAAACGAGAUCUACUUCGGCAAAACGAAGGAUAUUGUGAAUGGGCUGCGGUCGGUGCAAUCUUUGGCUGACCAAAGACAGCAGGCUGCGCUCAGGCAAGAUCUCGCAGCAGCACUGCAGAGGCGAAAUGCCAACAAUUGAUCUUGUGAAGAGCAGGAAAGUUUCGAUUACGAUUACGAAUAGAUUUUAUGGUAUUUUUGGAUCCUUUCAUCUUGCAUGGGAUCUUUCGAUUUUCAUAGGCGUCUUUAUAUUUUUAGAAUCCGUGGAAUUUUGGAUUCUUGAAAAGUUCUGAAAUUUUUUGCGGCGGUCUUCGAGUUCUUUAUCCGAUAAGUCUUAAGAUCUUGUUGGACUCUUGGGAAUUUUAAAUGCUACGACUUGGGCCUUUUCCAGGUCAAACCGUAUCUAUAGAACUCGUAAAAUUCUUCGAAUCAUUGUCUACAUUAUCGAAAACGAUACCUAUUACUGUACUUUGUUGCCCUAAAGAGAUACGAAUCAAUCAUGAACGCGUUGAUUAAACCUAAACAGUAUGAAAUACUUUGUUUAAUUUAGAAUGAAAUAGAGUUUAUUGUAAAUAUGCGGGAAAGGUGCAACGCGUUUUAGAACGGUAAAUUAGAUAAAGAACAAUGUAAAAUGCAAAAGAGUGAAUUAUAAUAUAGUUAACGCUUACUAUGUAAAAGCUCGAAAAAAAAAAAUACAUUUAGCAAUUCUCUCUUUUGAUUUAUAUUAAGUUUGACGAAUGAUAAUUGCAAAACGGUAAAUUCAUAACAUUUUUGUAAUGUUUGGAAAGUAUUGAUAUUCCGCUUAUACUGUUUAGGGUUAAAUUUAAAAGCGCGUAACUUAGCGCUGAAAAUAAUAUAAAACAGUUUGCAUAACGUUGAAAAAGAAGUAUAUCAUAUUGCAUUGUAAAGAAUUUGUCCUCGCAAAUGGAAACUUUGAAAAUUGUGCACAUAGAAAUUGUAUAAAUUUUCAUUUAUAUCAAAAUUAUUUAGAUUCGAGGAAGUGGCAAAACUCAAAAUUUGUAUAAUAUUUGGACGUUGAAGGAUAAUCCUACCUACGUUAUAUUUAACAUUAAAUCUUACGUAAUUUAAUAUUAAAUCUGAGACAUAGAGCUAAUCUUCUCUGAGAGAUAGUAUAAAACGAUUUAUUUACGUAAAAGUUCAAAAGGAGCGGUUGCAUUUUGCAUUUGUUAAUAAUGAAUCCAUAUAUAAUGCGCAAAUAAAAGUUUUCAAAUUAAACUUUAUUUGUUUGUAUUAAAUUUCAUGAGUACAAAAAUCUGCUGGUACCAUAGAUCCUCGAAAUCUGUAGAUCCUCAAUAUUGGAUUUUUAUUAUCGGAGCUUUUCUUAAACAUAUUCCGUAUACAUAUUCCGGUGUGUUCUAGUAUUCACGGAUCUUUGAUACUACAGAUCCUUGGACUGACAAGUUAUCAAGAUCUCAAAGAUCGUCAGUACCACGAAUCUUGCAUCUU